Pecten maximus is the source of this 1279-nucleotide messenger RNA. RefSeq names its product D-beta-hydroxybutyrate dehydrogenase, mitochondrial-like. The record is from RefSeq and is a predicted model, not a curated record. The transcript is spliced from 5 exons. Bases 42 to 1112 code for a protein of 356 amino acids. NCBI's taxonomy places the organism in Eukaryota, Metazoa, Mollusca, Bivalvia, Pectinida, Pectinidae. Gene Ontology annotation, molecular function: oxidoreductase activity.
CUGUUGUCUCAGACCCGCGUGUGAGCGUCCCUUACUCCACUAUGUUGUCGGUAGAGUACACGUGUGUUUUAUGUUUUAUCUUACUGAAUGUGUAUUUUGUGUAUGUUUACUGGUUACAUGUGAUUGUCAUUCCGCUGAUCUUCAUUGUAUUGAGACUGACCAGACACACAUUCCGGCAGAAGCUUGACAUCGGCCGUAAAGUUGUUGUCAUCACAGGUUGUGAUACAGGAUUUGGUCACAUUCUUGCGAAGCGACUAUACGACAGAGGGUAUACAGUGUAUGCCGGGGUCCUCAGUAAGGAGAGUCCGGGGGCCGUUGUGUUACAGGCACGUCAAUCGGACCGGCUUCAUGUGAUCAAGCUUGAUGUCACGAAAGACGACGACGUCCAAAAGGCUCUUGAGCAUGUUAAUGCGAUUGGACAAGGAUUAUGGGCCAUUGUCAACAAUGCAGGAAUCUAUUUUUCUGGUGACGUCGAGUUAGCUACUGUGGAACAAUACAAGAAAUGUGCCGAGGUUAAUCUAUACGGCAUGAUCCGAGUCAUCAAGGCAUUCCUCCCACUUAUCAGGAAGUCUAAAGGUCGGAUUGUCAACAUGUCCAGCGUGAGGGGUCGGUUUUCCUGGCCAAGUUGUUCUGUGUACAGUGUUACCAAAUAUGGUAUAGAGACUCUGAGUGACUCUCUCAGACUUGAAAUGAAGAAGUAUGGUGUCAACGUCUCAAUUAUUGAACCUGGACAAUUUAGUGCAGCCACAUCUGUAUGUGGUCCAGAACAGCUGAAGCGAUUAAAGAAGGAGAUAGACUACAUGUGGGAACAGGCAUCUGACAACGUCAGACAGACCUACGGACGUCCAUACUUUGAUGCUAUCUACGAGAUGGUGAAGGAAAUAGAAACAAAUGUAGGCCGGACCAUGUCAGCAGAUCCAGUCAUUAACGCUAUAGAGGACUCCCUCAUUAACGUAACACCACAGGCCCGCUAUAUGAUAGGAGGCUCCUUCUCUAUCAUAGGACAAGCUAGUGGUGAGAUAAACACCAUCCAAUGUCUUAUUACAGCUGACUUUCUAUUCCGCACAACUGUACAUGCAAUUCUUUUUAAUCCAAAUGGAAAUGGACCAUAAAAGUUAUACGUCUUCCUGAAACUACAUGAUGUUAAUUGCAAUGUCAUGUGAUUUACAGAACGUAAUGCAGCAAAGUGAAUAACAGGCUUUAUGUUGUAAGUUAUAUGAUGGGUUAAUAGAAAACUACACUAUGUAAAAGGUUCUAAAAAUAAAAACUAUUUUACUUG